Molecule: messenger RNA, 8787 nt
Organism: Talaromyces atroroseus
Lineage: Eukaryota; Fungi; Ascomycota; Eurotiomycetes; Eurotiales; Trichocomaceae
Exons: 5
Coding region: 1-8787 (2928 amino acids)
Biological process (GO): proteolysis
Cellular component (GO): nucleus
Molecular function (GO): serine-type peptidase activity; ATP hydrolysis activity; ATP binding
Source: RefSeq, a predicted model, not a curated record
AUGACGGACCCUAACAAUGUGGCGCAAUACAAAUAUUCGGCGAUGAGCAACUUGGUGCUUCAAGCCGAUCGCCGAUUUAUAACGCGCCCUGGAGAUGAUGCGACCGGUGACCCAGAGUCCCUCGCAGGGAGAAUAAAUAUAAGAGAUAUGGGAUCACGAGUCGCUCGCGAUACGGCACCAAAGACCAAGAAGGCUGCAGUUGCUGAGGUUGGUGUCGAGAGAGGUGGCAUUCGUGAAGGUGCCGAUGUUCUAGAACGCGAGCAGCGUAAGCGCAAACGUGGCGAACAGGAUCAACUUCGCGGUGCUGGUAUUCUCUCAGCUGCCGAUAUGCUCAUUGAGGGCUUGAAGUAUCGGCCCAGGACACCCGCUACGAGGGCGACUUACGAUCUUAUUCUUACCAUGACGGCCAGUCAUCUCGGCGACGUACCGCAUGAGGUUGUGCGAAGCGCAGCAGACGCUAUCCUAGAAACGCUCAAGGACGAAGAUAUGAAGGAUUUUGAUAAAAAGAAAGACAUUGAUGAUCUACUUGGGUCUACUAUGAACCCCAAAGAGUUCAAUGAACUGGUUAACCUGGGUAAGAAGAUCACCGACUACGAUGCACAGGACGAGGACGAAAACAUGGAAGACGGACUCGGUGGCGAAAAUGAAGCGGAACUGGACGAGAGACAAGGUGUCGCUGUUGUCUUCGACGAGUCCGAUGAGGACGAAGAAGGCUUGCGCGGUAUCAACGAAGUCCGCGAUGAAGAUGAGUCGGAUGAAGAAGCCUCAGACGUUGAGGACCGACCGGGAGCAGAGGAAGUUGCUACUGCCGGCGGAGCUGCUGAAGAUCGCACGGAUCUGGAUGGCGAUGAAGAAAUGAUUAUUGAUGGCGGUAGGAUAGGCGAUGCCAAAGUAUCUGCUGCCGAAAAACACAUAAUCCCAGUGCGAGAAAUCGAUGCCUACUGGUUACAGCGUCAGAUCAGCACCAUAUUUCCGGAUGAGCAUCAGGCAACCGAGGCUGCCCGAUCUUCCUUGGAACUCUUAAGUGGCAAAGAGGAGGAUGGAAACGAACGCCAGUUGCGUGAUAUUGAAAACGACUUGAUGGAGCUGUUCGACUAUGAACAUCCUGACCUGGUAGCAAAAUUUGUCAAAAACAAAGACAGAAUCGUCUGGACGACAAAGUGGAGGAGGUUGGCAGAGAACGAUGAUGCUCGUCUCUCUCUCGAGAAUGAAAUGGUCGAAGCCGGCCACCGUGAUAUUUUAGACGAGAUUCACGGGCGAACGACUGCUGCUGACGAGGCUCAGCGACCAGGGAAAAAGAUAAAAAUGGAUCUGAUGGAUGUUGAUGUCCCAGCUACCGCUGUUAAGCAGGAAGAAGCGAAAGCUCCUUUAAGCAGCCUACUGCCAACACGCCUAGUGAACCUCGAGUCCUUGAAAUUCGAACAAGGGAAUCAUCUCAUGACAAAUCCAAACGUGAAACUUCCCCAGGGUUCUACAAAACGAACUUUCAAGGGGUAUGAGGAGAUUCAUGUUCCCCCUCCAAAGCCGAGACGCGAUCCCGGCGAGAAAAAUAUUCCAACAUCCGAGUUACCUGAUUGGGCCCGGGUUGGUUUUGGUACAUCGAAAGAGCUGAAUCGGGUACAGACAAAGUGCUAUCCUACUGCCUUCCAUGACGAUGGCAACAUGCUUGUUUGCGCCCCAACCGGCUCCGGAAAAACCAAUGUCGCCAUGCUCACGAUUCUUCGUGAAAUUGGUAAGAACCGAAACCCAGACACGGGAGAAAUCAUGCUGGACGACUUUAAAAUCGUCUACAUCGCCCCCCUCAAAGCUUUGGUUCAAGAGCAGGUCGGAAACUUUGGUAAGCGUCUGGAGCCAUAUGGCAUCCGCGUAUCCGAGUUGACUGGUGAUCGCCAACUUACCAAGCAGCAAAUUGCCGAUACUCAAAUCAUUGUCACAACGCCGGAAAAAUGGGACAUCAUCACUCGCAAAGCAACAGAUUCUAGCUACACAAAGCUUGUACGUCUUCUCAUCAUUGACGAAAUUCACUUGUUGCACGACGAUCGAGGUCCUGUCUUGGAAGCUGUUGUUAGUCGCACCCUUCGCCAGAAUGAGACUACCGAUGAGCCUACCAGAAUUGUUGGUCUUUCGGCCACUCUGCCGAACUAUCGCGAUGUGGCUAGCUUCUUGCGUGUGGACGCCACGAAGGCACUGUUCCAUUUUGAUGGUUCCUAUCGCCCUUGCCCUCUUAGACAGGAAUUUAUUGGCGUGAGUGACAAGAAGGCAAUCAAACAGUUGAAGACCAUGAACGAAGUCUGCUACAACAAGGUUCUGGAAAAUUGCGCCAAAGGUCAUCAAAUGCUCAUUUUCGUACAUUCGCGCAAAGAAACUGCCAAAACAGCCCGGUACAUCCGAGACAAAGCUGUCGAGAUGGAGACAAUUGGCCAGGUGUUGCGAAGUGACGCAGCCAGCAGACAAAUCUUGGCAGAGGAAGCCGAGAGCGUCGAUGAUGCCGCUCUGAAAGACAUUCUGCCGUAUGGAUUUGGUAUUCAUCAUGCCGGACUGUCACUUGCAGACAGAGAUUCAGUGGCAAGUUUAUUUAGCGACGGUAGUAUCCAAGUACUUGUUUGUACGGCAACCUUAGCCUGGGGUGUUAAUUUGCCUGCCCAUACUGUUUUGAUCAAAGGUACACAAGUAUACUCUCCAGAGCAUGGAUCUUUUGUGCAAUUGAGCCCUCAGGAUACCCUACAAAUGCUUGGCCGAGCAGGACGUCCGCAGUAUGAUACAGAGGGACUUGGAACAAUUAUUACCACCCAGAAUGAGCUGCAGUUUUACCUCUCGCUUCUGAAUCAACAGCUUCCGAUUGAGAGUCAGCUGAUCAGUAAACUUGCCGACAAUCUGAACGCUGAGAUCGUGCUUGGCAAUGUGAGAAAUCGCACCGAAGGUGUGGAAUGGUUAGGCUAUUCCUAUCUUUAUGUACGAAUGCUACGGUCGCCAGGAUUAUAUAGUGUUGGUGCCGAUUAUGCAGAUGAUGAGACCUUGGAACAAAAGCGAGUGGAUCUUAUACACUCUGCUGCUACUCUACUUGAAAAAGCCGGUCUCGUCAAGUAUGACAAGAAGAUUGGCAAGCUUCAGUCUACAGAGCUCGGACGCAUCGCUUCCCAUUACUACAUCAGCCACAGCUCAAUGCAAAUCUAUAACCAUCAUCUUCAGCCAGGCAUCAGCACUGUUGAGCUCUUCCGGAUCUUCUCUCUCAGCGAGGAGUUCAAGUACAUUCCAGUUCGACAGGAUGAGAAGCUGGAGCUUGCUAAGCUACUCGGCCGCGUGCCUGUGCCUGUCAAAGAAGGCAUCGAGGAACCGCACGCAAAGAUCAACGUUCUUCUUCAAGCGUUCAUCUCACGGCUAAAACUUGAAGGCCUCGCAUUGAUGGCAGACUUGGUAUAUGUUACCCAGUCGGCUGGUCGAAUUCUUCGUGCUAUCUUUGAGAUUUGCCUGAAAAAGGGCUGGUCAUCUGUUGCAAAGAUCGCCUUGAAUCUGUGCAAAAUGGCAGAGAAACGAAUGUGGCCGACAAUGACACCACUACGGCAAUUUCCAGCAUGUCCUCGAGACAUCAUGCAAAAAGCCGAGAGAAUCGAUGUUCCCUGGCAAAGCUAUUUCGAUCUCGAUCCUCCACGAAUGGGCGAGCUUCUUGGCAUGCCCAAGGCAGGUCGUAUUGUAUGCGACCUGGUCUCCAAGUUCCCGCGCCUAGAAGUUCAGGCACAGGUUCAGCCCAUGACUAGAUCGCUGCUUCGGGUCGAACUGACUAUCACCCCAAACUUUGUUUGGGAUGACUCCGUACACGGUGCGGCAGAAAGCUUCUGGGUUAUUAUCGAGGAUUGCGAUGGAGAAGAGAUCCUUUUCCACGACCAAUUUAUUCUUCGUAAAGAAUACGCUCAGGGUGAAGUCACUGACCACAUCAUGGAGUUCACUGUUCCCAUCUCUGACCCAAUACCUCCUCACUACUUCUUGCAAAUUAUGUCCGAUCGCUGGAUGCAUUCGGAGACGAAGGUAGCGGUGUCUUUCCAGAAGCUCAUUCUUCCAGAGCGAUUCCCACCUCAUACGCCAUUACUAGACAUUCAACGAGUGCCUGUCCAAGCCUUGAAACGGGACGAUUUCAAGGGUCUUUAUCCUGACUGGCAGACGUUCAAUCGCAUUCAGAGCCAAGCUUUCAAGAGUCUAUUUGAAUCCGAUGAAGCUGUUUUACUCGCUGCUCCAGCAGGAAGUGGGAAGACUGUGUGCGCUGAAUUAGCAUUGCUCCGCCAUUGGUCGCAGCCCAACAAAGGACGUGCAGUCUACAUUGCUCCUUUCCAGGAGUUAGUUGACCUGCGAUACAUUGACUGGACGAAACGCCUAAGUUCAAUUGCUGGAGGGAAGACAAUUGUAAAACUCACCGGUGAGACUACUGCAGACCUGAAGCUCUUAGAGUCUGCGGAUUUGGUGCUUGCCACUCCUGUUCAAUGGGAUGUUUUAUCGCGCCAAUGGCAGCGGAGAAAGAAUAUCCAAUCAGUCGACUUAUUUAUUGCGGACGAACUGCACAUGAUUGGCGGUUACCUGGGCUAUACCUACGAAAUCAUCGUGAGUAGGAUGCAGUUCAUCAAGCUACAAAUCGAAAGCGAGCUGCGGAUUAUCGGCCUGAGUGUUCCGUUGUCUAACGCUCGUGAUAUUGGCGAGUGGAUCGGAGCUAACCGCCAUUCUAUAUUGAACUUUAGUCCAAGCGCUCGGCCCAUCCCACUGGAUUUGCAUAUUCAGUCUUACAAUAUUCCUCACUUUCCUUCCCUCAUGAUGGCUAUGGCUAAACCUGUCUAUCACGCGAUAGCCAACCAACUUUCGCCUGAUAAGCCCGCUCUAGUAUUCGUCCCCAGUCGUAAACAGGUCCGUUCCACAGCAGUGGAUAUAUUGGCUGCCUGUGUUGCAGAUGACAAUGAAGACCGUUUUUUGCAUGCUGACGUUGACCAAAUUUCUCCUCUCUUGGAACGACUGCACGAGCGGACAUUGGCCGAGUCUAUUUCACAUGGAGUUGGUUAUUACCAUGAAGCAUUAAGCACUAAUGAUAAGCGGAUUGUAUCCCACCUGUUCAACAUUGGUGCCAUCCAGGUCAUGCUAGCUUCUAGGGAUGUCUGCUGGGAGAUUGACUUUACUGCCCAUCUUGUUAUCGUCAUGGGCACGCAAUUUUUCGAAGGUAGAGAGCAUCGUUACAUCGACUACCCUAUUAGUGAGAUUCUUCAGAUGUUUGGCAAAGCCUCACGUCCUGGCCAGGACAAGAUCGGGCGUGGUCUGCUGAUGGUAUCUGAAACUAAACGAGCAUAUUACAGAAGGUUCCUGACCGAGGCACUCCCACUGGAGUCGGGACUUUCUUUGACACUCCAUGAUGCAUUUGUCACUGAGAUUAGCACUCGCACAAUUAGCUCUACACAGGAUGCGGUGGAUUGGAUGACAUACACUUACUUCUACCGACGCCUUCUUGCAAACCCUAGUUUCUAUGGUUUAACCGACGUUAGCCAUGAGGGUUUGAGUACGUUCCUCUCCGAACUUGUUGAGAACACGUUGAAGGAGCUUUCAGAAGCGAAGAUUAUCGACCUUGAUGAGGAAGACGAUAGCAUCUCCCCCUUGAAUGCAGCCAUGAUAUCUGCAUACUACAAUAUCUCCUUUAUCACCAUGCAGACCUUCCUCCUGUCAUUAUCCGCCCGCACGAAGCUCAAGGGAAUAUUGGAGAUUGUUACAUCUGCAACCGAGUUUGAGUCAAUUCAAAUGCGCCGCCACGAAGAUCACAUUUUAAGACGUGUCUAUGACCGUGUUCCUGUCAAGAUGGCAGAACCUGCUUAUGACUCCCCUCACUUCAAAGCGUUUGUUCUUCUUCAAGCUCACUUCUCUCGAAUGCAACUGCCUAUUGAUCUUGCUAAAGACCAAGAGGUCAUUGUUAGCAAGGUUCUGAACCUUCUCAGUGCUUGUGUAGACGUCCUAUCAUCGGAGGGUCACCUGAAUGCCAUGAACGCCAUGGAGAUGUCUCAGAUGACCGUUCAAGCAAUGUGGGACCGUGACAGUCCUUUGAAGCAGAUCCCACACUUCACGCCUGAAGUUGUUCAGGUGGCGAAUGAAUACAAGAUCAAUGACAUCUUCGAGUUCAUGGAAGCCAUGGACCCCUCUGAAAAUAAAGACUACGCAGCCUUUGUCAAGCGCCUUGGAUUGGACAACAAACAACUAACACAAGCUGCCAACUUCACCAACGAGAAAUAUCCAAACGUGGAACUGGAUUUCCAGGUUGAAGAUCCCGAUAGUAUCACUGCGGGUGAACCAGCUUACCUCAAUAUCAAGGUGGAACGCGAUGUCGAGGAGGACGAAGAACCGGACACGACAGUUCAUGCGCCAUACUAUCCCAGCAAGAAGAUGGAGAAUUGGUGGUUGGUGGUUGGUGAGGAGAAGACGAAGAGUCUUCUUGCUAUCAAGCGUGUCACUGUUGGCCGUCGUCUGGAGACGCGUCUCGAAUAUAUUGUGCCCACGGCUGGCGAGCAUGAGUUGACACUGUAUCUCAUGAGUGACAGUUACGUUGGUGUUGAUCAGGAUCCUACGUUUACCGUCACUGCCGCCGAGGGUAUGGAUGAGGACGAGAGCGAAGAGGGAGAGGAGGUUCUCCUCUCCGCUCCGCGACGAUCUGUCGCUAUUCCUAAUCCCACCGGUACGCUUGCCGCUUAUACCCAGACAGCAUACUCCUUCAGCUCCCACUCCUCAACCAGCGAAAUCCGUGUCAUCGACCUUGAAUCAAGCGAAAGCACAGUUGUCACGAAUGAAGCUGGUGCUAGCAACCCCCAGUGGCUCGGCGAUGGAGAUUUGCUCGUCUGGUUGAAGGAGAAAGAUAAUGGGAACACGAGCUUUGUGAUCAGCGACGCUCGUGACCCUGGUCGAUCCUACACCGCAGGCACAGUACCGGGGCCUGUUUCUGAUUUGAAGGUGACGAAGCUGGAGUCAGGCAAGUUCGGAUUCGUGGUCUCCGGUAAAGCAAAUCCCGAUGGAAGUUUGUACAACCCGAAGGACGCGAAGAAGCCGCACAGCAGUGGACGAUACUAUACGUCGAUUUGGGUUCGACACUGGGACACGUAUGUCGAAUCGCAAAAAAAUUCUUUGUGGUAUGGUGUCUUGCAGAAUUCGCCGUCUGCAUUGUCCGAUAAGGAGAAGAGGUACUCAGCUACUGGGUUAACCAACUUGCUUGCUGUUUCCGGCCUCACUGAUGUCGAGGCACCAAUCCCGCCAUUCGGUGGUACUGGUGACUUUGACAUUAGUCCGGAUGCUGUUGUUUUUAUUGCAAAAGACCCUGCCGUGAACCCUGCGACACACACGGCCUGUGUCUGUUACUAUUGUCCGAUGAUGUCGUGGACUGACUUCAGCGCGCGCGAAGCCAAGAUUUGUUCAGUCAAGGGUCUUGAGGGCGCCAUGAGCUCACCUGCUUUGUCAAAGGAUGGUAGCUCAAUUGUGUUUUUGGCAAUGGAGAAAGAUGGCCACGAAGCUGACAAGAACCGAAUCAUCUUUGUACCCAAUCCAUGGAGCGGUGAAUUACUUGAAGUAUUCAAAUCCGAAGACGGGAAAGGACAGUGGAACUUGAGUCCUAGUUCAGUUUCCUGGUCUCAAGACAACAAGUCAUUGCUCAUUACGGUCGAGGAGAAAGGCCGUGGUGUGCUUUACCAGCUUCCACUCGACAACAUUCUAUCUGCGAAGCCAGAGAGUCUGAAGAAGCUAACCAGUACAGGCACUGUCACAGGCGUCUCUCCGUUGUCAGCGGACUCUCAACAGCUUCUCGUCUCAAGCAGCAACUUGAUAGAAAGCAGCGUUUACACGAUCAUUGACCCCGAUUCUCCCGACCAAGCAAAACUGUUGUCAUCUGCUAAUAAGGGUGGAGCAUCGCUCGGCCUUUCACGCUCCCAGGUUGACGAAAUAUGGUACAAAGGUGAAAAUGGUCAACCCAUCCAUGCUUUCGUCGUGAAGCCAUCAAACUUCAAUCCAGACGAGAAGUAUCCACUUGCCUUCCUGGUGCACGGCGGACCUGAAUCUGCCUGGAAUGAUGCGUGGAGUACCAGGUGGAACCCCGCAGUCUUUGCUGAACAGGGGUAUGUGGUGGUCACGCCGAACCCAACUGGCAGUACAGGCUAUGGCCAGGAGUUUACGGAUGCUAUCAAAGGCAGCUGGGGCGGUUUGCCCUACCUUGACUUAGAAAGAGGAUUCGACUAUAUAAGCAAGAACCUGAAAUACGUCGAUAUCGAGCGGGCAGUGGCGCUCGGCGCGUCAUACGGCGGAUACAUGAUGAACUGGAUACAGGGACAGCCCCUUGGCCGUAAAUUCAAGGCUCUCGUCACCCACGACGGUGUCUUCAGCAUGGUCUCGCAACUGGCCAGCGAAGAACAGUACUUCCCUCUUGCAGAUUUGACAGGACCCCUAUGGAAAGUGCCUGAACAGUGGCAGAAAUGGGAUCCUUCUCGAUUCACAGCAAACUGGGCAACACCACAUCUCAUUAUCCACAACGAACUUGAUUAUCGAUUGACAAUAGCUGAGGGACUGGCAGCUUUCAACGUUUUGCAGAUGAAGGGUAUCGACAGUGCGUUUUUGACUUUUCCGGAUGAGAACCACUGGGUCUUGAAGCCUGAAAACUCCCUUGUUUGGCACUAUGCGGUCAUCAACUGGAUCAAUAAAUACGCAGGAUUGCCGCAGAUUUCGACAACUCAUCACGAAGCUGUCUUUUCGGCCGACAAAGAUUACAAGAGGGUCACCAACGUACCCCUGAGAUAA